AUGGCUACUGGGACCAAAAUCAAGAACCUGGAAUCCCAGGCAACAUCAGGGCAACGGGCCCAUCAUCCUGUGUCGGAGACAAUCAUGCUGAUUGCCUUGCCUCCCCCAGCGAAGGAUUAUCUAUGUCUCUCCAUCACCUCCUUCUGCUUCUGCAUCCUGCUGGCGAUCCCAGCCCUGGUGUUCUCCCUUAAGACCCGGGAAGCCAACAAUGAUGGGGACUGGCGGAGAGCACAGAGGAACUCCAGGCUGGCCUUGGCCUUCAGUGUCUCCAGCAUCCUUGUGGGGUGCAUUUUGAUGGCCAGCUCUGUCACAUUAAUCUUUGAGACAGAGGAAGUGACAUCAUCUUGAAAGCCCACCUCACCCAGGGAGUUCUGUCUAUUCUUGGAGCUUCUGACCUCGGACACCAGCCAUUGUCUGUGCUGAGGAAGCCUUCAGCGUAGCAACAAUGCUAAGAGCAAUAAAGAUUUUGAGGAGGU
Messenger RNA from Phodopus roborovskii (desert hamster), 476 nucleotides. Its product is annotated as transmembrane protein 233. Gene Ontology annotation, cellular component: membrane. The record is from RefSeq and is a predicted model, not a curated record. The transcript is spliced from 2 exons. Bases 1 to 348 code for a protein of 115 amino acids. Lineage: Eukaryota; Metazoa; Chordata; Mammalia; Rodentia; Cricetidae.